AUGAAGGUGGUUAAUGGGAAAGCCGGACAACGCGAAAUGAUGGAAAAUAAUAGCCACACUGAAAAUGGACAUGAACUGGGCACUAGGGCAACUAAUACCACCGACCAAGACAUGAUCGAAUAUGACCAGGAACAAAUGAUUGAUAUUAAGGCUACUAGGAGACGGCAAUUGUUUGUGGAACUCCGUCAGCACCGCCCUCAGGGGGGAUAA
Messenger RNA from Oppiella nova, 210 nucleotides. Lineage: Eukaryota; Metazoa; Arthropoda; Arachnida; Sarcoptiformes; Oppiidae. The record is from the annotation of a GenBank genome assembly.